AUGUUUCCGUUGUUUAAACUUAAAAAAUCGUAUUAUCAUGUUAAUGCAAAGUCGAGGUUCAUUUCGUCGCCUUUGAAUGUCCCUUCAAGAACCAAAAGAGUUUGGAUUGGACUCAUAUUUGAUUGGUUAUUAAUUCUUGCAAUGUUUGGUAUAUCGCAAUGGUUCUUUUUGGUGCCUAAACCACCGGUAGCCUAUUUUCGCGUAGAUGAUGAGGAUUAUAUGCGUCCUGAGAUUCCCGAAAUAAUAUCUUCCGGUGUCGCCGGUUUCUUGUCUGGGGGUGUUCCAUUGAUUAUUUUACUUAUCCUCCAAGUGUUGUUCUUUUGGAACAAAUGGGAUUUGUAUCAUAUGGUCACUGGCCAUGCAACUAGUGUGGCAUUUUCCUUGGUGUUUACGUCACUAUUUUGGAUCACAGUUGGAAGUCAUCUUGGAUUGCGCCCAUAUUUUCUUACGAAAUGUCAACCCGAUGUGCACAGACUAAGCCCGGAUAUUAUUUAUUAUACAGCCGACAUUUGUACGCAGCCAUUGAAAAAGUUUGAUUUCCAAGGAUUUCCCAGCGGACAUGCGUCAAAUGCUUUUGCAGGAUGGGUGUUCUUUGUCUUGUACUUGAAUUCGAAAUUGAAGCCAUGGAACGGAACAGCGUACGUAUGGAAGGGACUAGUCCUCACCCUUCCUUUGGCUCUUGCCACAUGGGUAGCUCUCACCCGUGUGCGCGACUUUCGUCAUUUUCCUUUCCAAAUAAUCCUCGGCUCACUCAUCGGCAUCGCUAGUGCAAUCUUAAGUUAUCGUCUAAACUUUGUCGUUUUCGGAUGGUUCCUUGGCCCAGGAGAUGGAAAUGAUCAUAUACCCGCGAGGUAUCAGUAUUUGGCAGCAAAGAAGGAUGUUCCGAAUGCAAAUGGAACUGGGAAAAGAGAAGUGGAAGAAGUCACACAGGCGCACAACCCUGCUGCCACGCAGAUGGUAUAA
Molecule: messenger RNA, 963 nt
Organism: Paraglomus occultum
Lineage: Eukaryota; Fungi; Glomeromycota; Glomeromycetes; Paraglomerales; Paraglomeraceae
Source: the annotation of a GenBank genome assembly